This is a messenger RNA of Ziziphus jujuba (common jujube), 4248 nucleotides long. RefSeq lists its product as uncharacterized. Gene Ontology annotation, cellular component: spindle pole; gamma-tubulin complex; equatorial microtubule organizing center. Gene Ontology annotation, biological process: cytoplasmic microtubule organization; meiotic cell cycle; microtubule nucleation. The coding region runs from base 202 to 3930 and encodes 1242 amino acids. The transcript is spliced from 14 exons. Gene Ontology annotation, molecular function: microtubule minus-end binding; gamma-tubulin binding. The record is from RefSeq and is a predicted model, not a curated record. NCBI's taxonomy places the organism in Eukaryota, Viridiplantae, Streptophyta, Magnoliopsida, Rosales, Rhamnaceae.
GGCGGGCCGGGAUUUGUGGGAGAGACUGAAACCCAGAAGCUGAAAUGAAGAAGUGAGAAACUUGGAGCUCUCAGUCUCAAGGCCUCAGCUUUUUUCUUCACAAUUCUCGUUUUGGUAACACUAAGAAGAAGAAGAAGAAGAAGAUCCAAAUUGAAAAUGUAUAUAUUAUAAAGAAAAAAGCCAGAAAGAGAGAGAGAGAGAAUGGGUUUGGAAUCGGAUUUCGGAUCGUCUCUGUUUGAGAAUCUGAAGCUGGAAGAUCCAUGGCUUCCUCCAUCUUCUUGGGAGUCACUACCUUCUGAAAGCGGACCUCGUCUCUCUCAUCGCAACCUUUCCUCCACUUCGCUCUCUUCUUCUUCUACACGUUUCCUCCAUAAUGCCUCUUCAGUCUCUGAAGGAAGUUUGGUGAGGUUGGCUAUGAAUGCACUUCAAGGUGUUCAAUCGUCUCUGAUUAGUAUUGAAAAGCUUUCUGCUGCCUUUUGUUCUGACCCAGCUGAUAGGACCUUCCAUGAGAUUCCAAGUCUCUGGAAUCGCUCUUCCAGCACUAAUGCUCAAGGAAAGAUUCUCAAAUCCAUAGGAUGCUCCGGUUUCCUUGUCUUUCUUCUCUGUAAAUUUGUAGACUAUUUUUCAAAUCCAAAUUUUGAUAAGAGUUCCGGAGGGAUGAGACAGCAUGAAUGUUUGAAACCAGUAGAAACUCAGAAUCAUCGUGAGGGUGAAGUGAAUCCUCCUUAUACUCUUGUAAAUCAUGCCUUCUCUGUUGCUGUGGGAAAGGUCAUAGAGGGUUACAUAUGUGCCCUAGACACACUGUAUGCAUCUGUACAUUUGAGGCAUUCAUCUGAAAGUUCUGACCUGCCUUUGCAAGCAUCUUCUUCAGUGGGAUGUCUAACCACUGUGGUUUAUUCUGAAAUUACAUUGUUGGAAUUGUAUUUGCACACAAAGGAACUGAGGGCUCAGAUUGAAGCUCUUGGAAAUAUAUGCAACCUAUAUAAUAUAGCUCUUUGCUUCUCAGAAUCUUCUUCUGAAGAUCUUAUUGCUAAAGCAUCGCUUGAAUUUGAUAAUUUCUGCAGAGGAGGGGAUCUACUUACAUAUCUAUAUACACAACUCCAGGUUGCUGAUCCUCCUCAUUGUGCUAUGCUCAAGUUCCUCUUCCUUCGUUCAUUUGAACCAUAUUGUGGAUUUAUAAGAUCAUGGAUGUUCAAAGCUGAGCUCAAUGAUCCUUAUAAGGAGUUUAUAGUAGAAUAUUUUGACAAUCUACAGCCUAGUCAACAUGGUAAAACAGGCAUCUCAAUGGACUUCCCACUGGCAAGUGUGAGGGAACGAGAUGGAGUUUCUAUUCCUUGCUUUUUGAAGGAAUUCUUAGUUCCACUUGUCAGAGCUGGUCAGCAACUGCAAGUAUUAAUGAAGCUUCUAGAAUUGUGUACUUAUGUUGCCUUUGGAGACCAUACUUAUGAGGAUUUUCUUCCUGGUUGGAGUGGUUUCUCUAGCAAUCUUCCAUUCACUUUCAGCAAAGAAAAUAUAGAAGCAAUUGUACUUGUCCGGGACAAUUAUUACAAAAUGAUGCAGGAAAAACUUGAAAAUCUUCUGACAAAAUUAGAGUUCAGAUAUCAACAGGUAGUUUCACAUGACAUAUUACCUAAUGCCUUUAGUAGUGGUGAAAGGAGUUCAACUACCCUAGUUUCUUUCAAGUCUGGUGAAAGUUUGAUUGAUCCUUUAACAGAAAAUCUAAGGGAGUCAAAUGUGGCUGACGACAAUAUAGAUGCUGAUGACUCAAGUACAAUGGAUGAUUUACCUUAUGUGGUGGAUAAUUAUGAAUCAUCUGAAUGUUCAUCUUCAGACAUUACUGAAGAGCCAGUUAUGACCGAGAAGCAGCAGAUUGAGCUUUCCAAUCAUAGAGCUGGGCUUGAACAAGAGUUUUUUCCUGCUUUAAGCUUUUCCGUAAGCCCUUCCUUUGAGAAGUCUUUGGAAAGGUCUCAUGAAUGUAAGAACUCAUAUCUUCUAGAAAGUGAUUCAGGUGGAAUUUGUGAAAAAAUGGAUGCUAUUUGUCAUUAUGUGCAAUCUCAUCAAAGUGAAAUGGUUUUGAAUCCAAUAUCUCUGGGCCUUGAAUCACAAGAGUCAGAUUGGACUAGUGUGUCUGGUAACCAAUAUACAGAUCAUCUACCUGACAAUAAUUGUCCAGUCACUGGUUUCUUAAAGAAUUCUGACAUUGUUGGAUAUGGCUCAAGAUCACAUCCAGAAAUCAGUGGAAUGGGAUCGUUGAAGGAAGAUAUCUCAUAUUAUAGUAAAAUGAUUGUAAAUAAUAAUGCUCUCAUGGAGGAAGCAUUUGGCAAGGAUCAAUAUGGAAACAGCACAAGCACUUCAGGUUCGUUUAUGUUGCAACAGUGGAAACUUCACUCCCCUUACAAUUUUCUGAGUAUGAACCCAACAUUAGCAAAAAGUUCUUUCCUUAAACUCUUAGCCAAUCCUGGAGAGAGAGAUAGCAAAGACUAUCGAUUUUCUUUACCUUGCUUUGACUUUUCUUCUGUGGAAGACCCUUGGAAGGUAUGCCUGGAAAAGUUUUCUGCUGGUUUUGUGGACUCCAGUGCUUCAGCUACAAGUACUAAAGUUGAUCACCAUGAUCAAGAACACUGUGAUAAUGAUGAUGUGUUGAUUGGUGAAACUACAACAAAAUUUGAUGAUAAUUCCCUUUCAGACAUGAAGGAGCAUAAUCAUGAAUAUUCUAAUUUAGCGCUUGCUUCUGGUGGGAGUAGUUGGGAAAGUUUGCUAGAUCGACCCAGUAACAUUAUGUUUAAUAGCGAUGAAGAUCAGAGACUGGAUUUUUUAUCCAAAUUUGAGAUACCACUUGAUUUUAUUAUUGACAAAUGCCUGCUGCAGGAAAUUAUGCUCCAAUAUAAGUAUGUCAGCAGGUUAACUAUUAGGUUGCUUGAAGAAGGAUUUGAUCUGCAAGAGCAUUUCUUGGCAUUGCGGCGGUACCACUUCUUGGAAUUAGCAGAUUGGGCAGAUUUGUUUAUCAUGUCUCUUUGGCAUCAUAAAUGGUGCUCUACAGAGGCGAAUCAAAGACUUUCAGAAAUUCAAGGGUUCCUUGAGUUGUCAGUUCAGAGGUCAUCAUGUGAAUUUGACCGUAAUAAGGACAGAUUGUAUCUGUACCUGAAACAUGAUGAUGCAAUUCCACUUUCAACAUCUGUGAUUGGGAUCCAUUCCUUUGAUUUUGUAGGUUUGGGAUAUAGAGUGGACUGGCCUGUGAAUAUUGUUCUGACUCCUGACGCAUUGAAAAUAUAUACUGAGAUAUUCAGUUUUCUGAUACAAGUAAGGCUGGCUGUUUUCUCCUUGACUGAUAUAUGGUGCUCAUUUAAGGAGUUGGUGCAUUUGAUUAGUCAGAAUCGUCAUUCUCAAAAUCAUGAACUGGAAUUGGGCCAUUUUAAUUUAUUGAUGAAGAUUAGGCACCAAGUCAGUCAUUUUGUAUCUACACUGCAGCAGUAUGUAGAGUCACAACUAUUGCAUGUAUCAUGGUGCAGGUUUCUUCACUCCCUUCAGCAUAAGGUCAAAGAUAUGAUGGAUAUUGAGUCAGUGCAUAUGGCAUAUCUAACUGAUUCUCUACACAUAUGCUUCCUAUCUGACGAGACAAGGCCCAUAGCCAACAUCAUCGAAAGCAUUUUGCAAUGUGCAUUAGAUUUCCGUUCUUGUCUUAGAGGCAGCAUGUGGGAUAUUGGCAUGGGUAAAGAAGAUUUUUCGCAAAGGCUUUCCAGAAUCAAUAUAUCUCAGGUGCUAGCCAUAAAGAAAACAUUUGACAAGAAUUUGCAAGAGUUGCACCUUUACCAUCUCAAAUCACCCAAACAUGGCAAGUUUGGAAUAUCUCGGUUUUGGGAAUACCUCAACUACAACGAAUAUUACUCAAACGUUGUUAAUCAAAUGGGUUAUCAUGCUUUCUCAAUCUAAAAUCUUUGUGAUCUGUAUAUUCUUUAACCUUGCCUCAUUGAUUAAAAAAAUGAGGGAAAAUUCUUGAAGAAUUAUUGCAAAAGGUGUGUUUCAUUCAACAUGCACUGGAGUGUCCAUACAAGGUGAGUGAUUCUUAGUUUCUUCUCUGUGGAUGGUAGACUUAUAUGUGAAUAUAUGUAUUUUGGUUUUUCACCAUUUGAGACCAUAAGCCAAGUCUUCUGUGUGAAAGGGAGUAUGCAACUCUUGUGUUUUACAUAUUGGGUGAUUGAGAAGUUUUAUAGCAGUCUCUUUUUGUAAUGCAGGCUUUUGUAUCCACAA